Messenger RNA from Maniola jurtina (meadow brown), 2490 nucleotides. Its product is annotated as palmitoyltransferase ZDHHC16. The record is from RefSeq and is a predicted model, not a curated record. The transcript is spliced from 6 exons. Gene Ontology annotation, biological process: protein palmitoylation. NCBI's taxonomy places the organism in Eukaryota, Metazoa, Arthropoda, Insecta, Lepidoptera, Nymphalidae. Gene Ontology annotation, molecular function: palmitoyltransferase activity. Bases 345 to 1499 code for a protein of 384 amino acids. Gene Ontology annotation, cellular component: Golgi apparatus.
CUAUCUAUAUUUUAUGAACGGGAAUUUAAAAUUUAUUUUGUUAAAAUCAAAUGGCUAAAUAAAAUAGUUAUUAUUAUUGGUUGUUAUAGCGGUAAUCAGGCAGUCUCCAAUAGAAAAACACUUUAUGUAAAAAUUUCAACGCUCUACGCGCUCUACAUACUACGGUGCCCGAGAUAAAACCCGCUAUGCUAACAGACGUGUAACGUAGUGAUUACAUUAUAUACUCUUUGACGGACGGACGGACGGAUGGAUGAACGGACGGACAGCAGAGGCAGUAGUAUGCAACUAUGCAGUAGAGUACUUUGUACAUAAGUUUUUUCAUAUUGUUUGAUUGUCAUAAUAAUAUGGUGGUUGUUCAAUGGAGAUUUCACUGGAGAGAUCUCUUCAGAAAUAUUAAGGGAUACAUAGCCUGGAAAGUGUUGCAGGUAGCAUUGACAUUCUACUCGCUAACAUACAACAUCCACAUGAGCCAAAGCUACGUGGUGGAUUGUCUUUUAGAACCUAUUUUUUGGUUUGUGGAUAACUUUGCAGGUUAUUUGGGAAAGGUUUUUGUUUUCUGUGUGACAUUUCUAACUACGGCCGUUGUUGUGAUUGCCUAUUGGCUUGGGUUGCCAUACUGGUGGGAGAGAAGUCCAUACAUGACUGUCUUUUUAGUCCUUUUCGGAAACUGGCUUUUGCUCAAUGUUGCAUUUCAUUAUUAUAUGGGCGUUACUACUUCGCCAGGAUAUCCGCCUGAUGGUGCACUUAUAGCAGAAGCGGCUAGCAUAUGCAAGAAAUGUAUAUCACCCAAGCCUCCGCGCACUCACCAUUGCUCUGUGUGCGACCGGUGUGUGCUGUGCAUGGACCACCAUUGCCCUUGGCUCAACAAUUGUGUGGGAUACUACAACGCCCGCUACUUUUUCCUCUACAUGGCUUACAUGGUUGCUGGGGUGACUUUCAUCAUAAUGGCUGGCUUCGAUCUGGGGUAUCAAGUUUUAUGGGUGAAUGAUAAUGGGGGUAUCACUCAUGAAAAUGAUCCUGAAUUGAUCGGCCACCCCGUGCGCUUGAACCGGAGCGGUGUAUUUGUUCCAGUUCAGGUGAUUGCCGAGUACGACGCUGACCACUCCCCCCGAGUACACGACUUGCCUAUCCCUGUCAUCACCGAAGCUCAAAGGAUCACGGCUAACCCCAUGAAACGAAAGGCAGUUGUCUUCAUGACAGUCAUGUGUCUCUCAGUAUUCUUCGCUCUCGGCACACUCACCAUACUUCAUGCUAGGAAUAUAAGCCGAGGCGAAACGAGUAUAGAGUCACACAUAAACGCCACUUUAAGAAAGACUCACACGAAACACCAGUUCAGAAACCCGUACAACUGUGGCCGAAUCAAAAAUUGGAAACUGUUCCUUGGUCUGACACAAGGUAGGACUUUUCUGAGACAUGUCUUAAUGCCUUCCCCUCAUCCGCCGAAUGGAACGGGGCUAUCGUGGCAUACUGUGAAUAAUGCAAUCGAAGACUGGCCUUAAUUCCAUUAUAAUGAUUGAGUACACGAAUUACACGUUUUUUGUUUCCGCACCAGCGAAGUUAUCUUCGUAAAUGUUGUUGUCUAAUGUCAAGUACAGUCUGAAUAUAAAAGAAAAUGAUACGAACAAUAGAAUAAGACUGACUAUAGCGGCAGUGGAACAGAAAUAAAUAUUUUUUCUCGUUAGUCCACAGCGAACUAUGCCAAAUUUUAACUCAUUCAAUAUAGCCUCCUUUAUGGAGAUUUCAUUUCCAGUAUUUCUAAUAACAAUUUAUCAAUUAUUAGCUGAGUAACUAACUUUAAUAAGUGUAAUUUAUCACCUGAUAUAUCGAAUCAUUACGAUUUUUUUAUUUAACGGAUAGUAAUAACUUAGUAGUCUUGUUUAUAAAUAAGUUAGAUGUUUUUCAAAUCAGGUAGUAGGAGUAGUGUACCUAUCAAAUAACCAAAUCGAUGCUUUGCGUUACGGCAUUGCCAAUAGAUGCCAGCGUGCGAAAGAGAAAGCGAAAUGUUUGUACUAUGCUUUAAAUUUUCUUUGUACCAUCAUCCUUUAAAGGGCUUUCAAGAUUUUGGCCUAUCUAGUUGUCAGCCAUUUUACUUUUUUCCAAAAUAACAGCCACGCAUAAAACAUGUAUUAAUUAAUAGCUGGCUUCAAUAAAAACUAGUAUUGUAGGAGACAAAAUCUUCCAAAGCGUCACGUUUUCAAGAUAUAAGCUAUCAAAGUUGUAUUGUGGAGUCAUCAGUGCUACAAACUGGCCACUAGGACAACUUUGAUAGUUUGUAAUAUAAUACGAAGUUUGUAUAAUACAAUACUUGUUUUUGCCAGCUAUCUAGGGUAUUGAUGCCAGCUAUCCAAGUUUUAUGCGUGGCCACUAUUUUUUAACCGACUUCCAAAAAAGGAGGAGGUUCUCAAUUCGUCGGGAUCUUUUUUCACUCAAGCCAAAAGUCAGAGCUUCACUCUUGGAUUUCUAAUUUUGUUUUAAUAUGCUCGCUCGACU